This is a messenger RNA of Lachancea dasiensis, 1632 nucleotides long. The record is from the annotation of a GenBank genome assembly. NCBI's taxonomy places the organism in Eukaryota, Fungi, Ascomycota, Saccharomycetes, Saccharomycetales, Saccharomycetaceae.
AUGCCUGUGAGAAGUAAAGUCCUGGCUUCCCCACAGGACGCUAUUCGCACGGAGUUGGCUCUAGGGGAGGAGGACGUGACGAUCCGACGCAAUGCUCCGGCUGCGUUACUGUAUGAAGAUGCGUUGCGAGAGUCUCGCACCAGCAUCGCCUCGUCCGGAGCGCUGAUAGCAUUUUCCGGGGCGAAAACGGGCCGGUCACCCCGCGAUAAACGUAUUGUGGACGAGCCUUCGUCUCGGGAUGACAUUUGGUGGGGUCCGGUCAACCACAAAUGCUCGGAAAAGACGUGGCUUGUAAACCGAGAGCGUGCCGCGGACUACUUGCGCACCCGCGACCACCUGUAUAUCGUGGACGCAUACGCAGGUUGGGAUCCUCGCUACCGAAUAAAAAUUCGUGUUGUUUGUGCGCGCGCAUACCAUGCACUGUUCAUGUCCAACAUGUUGAUCCGCCCUACGUCUCAGGAACUGGAAAGCUUUGGCGAGCCGGACUUCACGGUGUGGAACGCCGGUCAGUUUCCUGCAAACACGCACACCGAUGGGAUGACUUCCAAGACAACUGUCGAUAUAAACUUUGCGCGGAUGGAGAUGGUGAUCUUGGGGACUGAAUACGCUGGGGAGAUGAAGAAAGGCAUUUUCACUGUCAUGUUCUAUCUCAUGCCAGUCAGACACAACGUGUUGACGUUGCAUUCAUCGGCAAACGAAGGGAUCCGCGAAAAGGAUGUAUCUUUGUUCUUUGGCCUCAGUGGCACCGGUAAAACUACGUUGUCUGCAGAUCCUGCGCGUCGAUUAAUUGGCGACGAUGAGCAUUGCUGGUCGGACCAUGGUAUUUUUAACAUCGAGGGUGGAUGUUACGCCAAGUGUAUUGGGCUCUCCGAGGAGAAAGAACCCGAGAUCUACCAGGCUAUCAAGUUCGGGUCUGUUUUGGAAAACGUGACUUUUGAUCCAUUGACAAGGGAAGUUGACUUUGACAGCUACAAGGUUACAGAAAAUACCCGAUGCGCGUACCCCAUUGAGUAUAUUCCCAGUGCUAAGGUUCCCUGCUUGGCGAACUCGCAUCCCAAAAACAUUAUUUUGUUGACAUGUGACGCUUCAGGUGUCUUACCACCAGUUUCGAAGCUCACACCGGCCCAGGUGAUGUAUCAUUUCAUAAGCGGGUACACUUCGAAGGUGGCAGGUACCGAAGUAGGAGUUACAGAGCCCGAGGCGACAUUUUCCUCCUGUUUCGGACAACCGUUUUUGGCUCUUCAUCCUUUGCAUUAUGCUACUAUGUUAGCCGAAAAAAUGCAGAAACACAGGGCCGAUGCCUGGCUAAUUAACACGGGCUGGAUCGGGGCCAGCUUUAGCAGCGGGGGCAAAAGAUGCCCUCUGAAGUACACGCGGGCAGUUUUAGACGCUAUUCAUGAUGGGUCUCUCGCGAAAGCCCACUACGAGACGUUACCCAUAUUCAACCUGCAGGUGCCACGCCACGUUAGGAAUGUUCCAGAUGGCUUACUCAAUCCUGCCAAGAACUGGGGAGGCGGUGAGGCUCAAUAUCAAAACGCAGUUCGCACAUUGGGCCAGCAGUUCGUUGCCAAUUUCCGGAAAUACUCUGAUCACGCCGCCACUGAGGUGAUAUGCGCGGGCCCUUUAAUGUAG